CCUCUCUCGGUCGCUCGCCGACCCACGGGCAAUUCACCCGUGGCCCGUUUGCCUCUCGUCGGACCAUCGAACUCUGCUCUGCUGUUGCCCGCUGGCAAGGACGACUUCACCAGAAGAUAACACCGACGCCUCGCGACGCACGCCCUUCCACCCUCGAGCCGCAUCGAGCUCCGCGCUCGUGUCACCUGUACAGACUGUUGCUGCGCCAUCGUCGUCGUCGUCGCAUUUGCACACUCGAACCGGCCCCUCCCUCCCUCUCUCAAGGCGCCGCCGCGGCCUGCGACGACCGCUCGACUCGACACCAGACGAAUGCGGCCACUGGGGGAGAAAAAAAGUCCCGCGCCGCCAUUCUUCAACACCAUCGCUCACCACCACCCCUCAACCUCGACGACAUCCGUACCUGCUGCCGACCCGGCUCUGUGAUUGACGGCCACCAGCGCCACGGGUGACGCAAGAGUCGUCAAUGCGCCAUUGACUCGUUGGACGACGACCGACGACGACCGACGCUCGCUUUCCAUCGCACGACGCUCCGGCGCAGGGCCCACCACCAACACUCACGCGGCCGACCGACCGACCCUUUUCCCAUCGCAUCUCACCUUUGACCCCAACGGCGCGCGAGACUCGGGAAUCUCUUUCUCCCGCGUGAUAAUUCUGUCAUGAUGGCUUCCGCGGCGUGGGAUGGGCAGGACCAGCACAUGGCCGCCGCCGGCGACGAUGAGUUCAACCAGUUCCUCGACAUGAGCGGCAUGGCCAACAUGGGCGACGGCAUGCACUUCGACUUCCACGGCUUCCAGGAUACCAGCGCCGCGCAACCCAUCAUGGGCCAGUCGCGCCAGCACCAGCAGCACGACUCCAUCAUGUCCGACUCGGACCCUUCGCACAUGAUCCCCCGCAGCGACGGCCUCCUCCAGAACCACACCCCGGCCAUGACCACGGCCGGCAUGCCCGCCCAGAUGAUGGCCACCUCGGCCCCUAGCGACGCCAUCUCCAGCAUCGACGCCCAGAUCCAGUACCUGCAGCAGCAAAAGUACCAGCAGCAGCAGCGCGUCCUCCAGGAGCAACGCGCCACCUUCUUCUCCAACCACAGCCACUCCGUGCCCCCGACGCCCCAGAGCCUCGAGAUGGCCCCCGGCAGCGGCCAGUUCUACUCGCAGCCUGAGCAGGUCGCCCGCCAGGGCGUCUAUGACAGGGGCUACCACCAGCGUAUUGCUGAGCAGCAAGAUGUAGGACAUGCAUGCCCGCCCCUUCGAUCGAAGCCCGACCCCUUACUUGACCACGACGGCAGGAACCACCCGCCGUGAGAAUGUGCACCUGCUGACCGUAGCAUCAGAUGGCCUUUACGCCCCUCGUGUCUCCUGCUGUGACGCCUCUAGAUCCCCACUUCAACAUGGACAAUGCCUUCACCGUCCCGGGCGCCUACUUCAGCCCCCUGACGUCGCCGGCGCUGCAUGCGCAAAACGACUCCUCAUCAGCUUACGACCACAGCACUCACUCUAACAACUCCCCCAUCGAAAUGGACCUCGAGGCGCCCGCCAUCGCGCCCGCCGCCAAUGCGCAGGACCUUUCCAAGAAGGCUCGGAAAAACAACGCCGUCAAGGCCAGGGGUAAGGCCAGCAUCAAGAGCUCGCCUAUCGCCAAGCCUCAGCGGCGAAAGACGGGUCCCAGCCCGGCCAUUGUGUCGCAGGUCCUGAACGAGGUGGACGAGCAAAACAUCCGGCCCGCCGACCAGGGCUUGCUGCCGCUGCCGGCCACCUCCACCGACGGGUCCGAGGAGAACGCUUCUGUGUCGCCUGAGAACCUGACGGACAUGCCGCCGCCACCGGUCCCGAACCGGAGGUCGACGAGCAAGUCUCCCUACAUCCGGCCCCAGAACGGUGGUCCUCAGCAGCCUCAGCUGCGCUCCGCAAACACUGAACAGCCGCAGACGCAGCAGCACCAGAAUCAGCAUCAGCACCAGCCGCAACCGGUGCUGCAAACACCACCACAACAACAAUCACAACAACAACAACCCCAUCCCGCGACUCCCGCGUCUCUCAUGAAGCUCCCUGCCACCAAGAACAAGGGCCCGCCCACCACCGGCCAGGAGGAGCACAUGGUUACGGAGAAUAUUGAGUCGCUCGAGCUGCCCGAGUCCAUCUCCAAGAAACGGCCGCUCGUCCCCAUCAACACGUCGCUCGCCUCGCCCUCUUCCCGCAUCGAGGCGACCUCAGCCAGGGGCUCCACGCUGCAGCCACUGCCGUCCCCCGGCAUCAGAGCAUCCGGGACAGCUUCUGCCGGCGCAAGCCCCCAACUGCGGCCAGGCUCGUCCGGGCCGACGGCGAGGAAGACACCCCAGCUCGUCUCGCGGAACAGCAGAAAACGCUCGACAAGCUCGGUCCACGCCUCGCCCGCGCUGCUGCCGAGGAUAUCUCCCAACAUCAAGCCCUUGUUGCCCGGAACUCCUGGCCUGUCGGCUGAGGACACAGCAUCGAGGCUGCUCAUGUCCAAGUCCAACUACCAGAACAUCCUGGAGGGGAAUACGGUGCCCGGCGUGUCGUACCCGAGCGAGCUGUCGACGAAUCUCACGUCAAAGAGGACGUCACACAAGAUUGCCGAACAGGGGCGGCGGAACCGCAUCAAUUCGGCGCUCCAGGUCAUGGCCGGGCUCCUGCCGGACCAGCCACCGGUCGAGGGCGCCGUGGAGGAGGCGGACAAGAAGGACGCCAAGGGGGCCAACAUGGCAAACAGCAAGGCCAGCGUGGUGGAAAAUGCCAUUGUGCACAUGAAGCACCUGCAGCAGGAAAACGUGGACCUCAAGCAAGAGCUUCAGCAGCUCAAGAGCCAGUUGGAGAAGAUAAAGGGAGAAUGCGAGGACAAGGAAGAUUCGGCGGCGACAUAGCACACAAGUGGCCGGGGAAGGGCACACGUUUUUUUUCUCGGACAAAGAAUGCUUUUUCGGGUAGCGCAAUGGCCUGGGCGACGAGAUGACUCGAGGUGGGACGCGAUCAUGUUUUCACUGUAUAUACGGACAGGACGGUGUUGCAUGGACAGACACGUCUGGGGGUGGGGGGUAGCCGGGGGCCUCAAGCGACAUUGUAUGGCGGUCAGUCAACCCUUGGGAGCAAAGGCCGACGAGGCCAGCGUAAUGCAUACGGAUCUUGACAGAGACCACCCCACGGGGACGCGUUCGUGUGAGAGAGGCGUCAGAUACGUGACACGGGGCGAGGUACUACUAACUAGUUAGUAACAAAAAAAAUACAACGACGUAAACACC
Messenger RNA from Purpureocillium takamizusanense, 3253 nucleotides. RefSeq lists its product as uncharacterized. The transcript has a single exon. The coding region runs from base 1331 to 2878 and encodes 515 amino acids. The record is from RefSeq and is a predicted model, not a curated record. Gene Ontology annotation, molecular function: protein dimerization activity. Lineage: Eukaryota; Fungi; Ascomycota; Sordariomycetes; Hypocreales; Ophiocordycipitaceae.